Messenger RNA from Diceros bicornis minor, 2835 nucleotides. It is a transcript of the gene MAIP1, whose product is annotated as matrix AAA peptidase interacting protein 1. Gene Ontology annotation, molecular function: ribosome binding. The transcript has 4 exons. NCBI's taxonomy places the organism in Eukaryota, Metazoa, Chordata, Mammalia, Perissodactyla, Rhinocerotidae. The coding region runs from base 542 to 1192 and encodes 216 amino acids. The record is from RefSeq and is a predicted model, not a curated record. Gene Ontology annotation, biological process: inner mitochondrial membrane organization; protein insertion into mitochondrial inner membrane from matrix. Gene Ontology annotation, cellular component: mitochondrial inner membrane.
GCCCACCCGCCGUCUCCGCCCGCAGCCUCCUCACCACGCCCUGGGCCGCAAGAAGGCAGUUCGGGGCCGCCCGAGCGGCAGGGACGGCAUCCCCUGGCUCCCCGCGGCCCGACCCCGCGCGAGGGCCUCACCUGCGGGUAGAGGUGCUGCACGAACUGCUCCUGCGAAACGCCGUCGAGCCGGGGGACCGGGAGGCGCUGCCCGGCCAUGGUGGCUCCCGCCCGUCCUCUUUCAAGUCCCGCGAACCUCGGCCCCAACGUGUUCCUCAGCGCGCGAUCCGCCCGGAAACAUGGCCCGCGGAGAAAAGGUCCGCGAGGUCGGCGGACUCGCGACAGCGGCGGCUUCCGAGCGCUGGGCCGGGGGUCCCAAGGCCUCUGCGCGGGCUGUGUGCCGGAGGGCGGGGAUGGGGUGGACUCAUCAGAGGCGGCAGCAACGGGCCGGCUUUACUCUCCAGUCUCUUUCUGCGAACCCCCCUGAGGUGGUUUCCCACCGACUAUCUUUCGGGAUGCACAAGCAAGCACAGGGGUAAAAGGUCAUAAAGAUGGCGCUGGCCGUUCGGCUGCUACCCCGCUUGCUGCUCUCUCGGCCGCUGCCCGGCGGGGCCGCCCGACCCCGGCCUCCCGAUGCAGCCGAGGAGAGGCCGCCGUUGGCUGGACUUUGCUGCUGCUGCCGCCGCCUCCUCGGCUCGGGCGCGGCCCCGUUCCCUCGCGUCCCUCGGGCCUCGGCGGCCUGGGCGCUGCCUGCUCGCGGUCCCCGGCCUCCCCGGCUCGGCGCUCGGGGGCUCCCCGCGCUCUCCGCGCUCCCCGGGCGCAGCUACAGCACCGAGGAGCAGCCGCAGCCGCGCCAGAAGACCAAGAUGAUCAUCCUGGGCUUCUCCAACCCCAUCAACUGGGUGCGGACUCGAAUUUUCGCCUUCCUUAUCUGGGCCUAUUUCGACCGCGAGUUCAGCAUCGCAGAAUUCUCUGAGGGAGCGAAGCAGGCUUUUGCUCAUGUGUCCAAGUUGCUGUCACAGUGUAAAUUUGAUCUGUUGGAAGAACUUGUGGCCAAAGAGGUGCUACAUGUAUUGAAAGAAAAGGUUACUUCACUACCUGACAACCAUAAGCAUGCCCUUGCUGCUGACAUCGAUGAGAUUGUGUACACAUCCACAGGAGACAUCUCCAUCUACUACGAUGAGAAAGAAAAUGGAAGGUAGUGUGAAGGUAUGAAAACUAAAGGGAGCUUUAGGAAGAAAAGGAUUGAAAUUUGACAAGUUAUUUAUGAAGAGAAAAAGUCAUAAAGACAUACUGACCAUGAAACAGGAGUGUUCAGAAAUUAGAAAGAGGUAAUAUUGCUGAAUUCAAUUAAACAGUGUUUCAGCUGUCUAUUGCUGCAUUACGACCCACUCCAAAACUCAGUACCUUCAGUCAGCCAUUUAUUUUGCCUGCUGUCUUACUGCUCAGGAAGUUUGGAGAGGCUCAGCUCUGGAGUUUUCUCUGCUUCACCUGGAAUCACCUGGGGCUGCAGAGGCUGGAGGAUUCGUUUCCACAAUGGCUCUUUGGUGCUCCUUGGCUUCUCCACACAACGUCUCAUUCUCCAAGGCCUCUCUUCGUGGCCUGAGUUUGUGGUAGUCUCAGGCUAGUCACAGGUUUCAGUGGUGGUUGGCUUCCAAGAGGCAGAAGAUGGAAGAUGCUAGACCAGUAAAGGGCUAUGCCCAGGAUUGGAACAACAUCAUUUCUGCUGUAGUUUACUGGUCAAAGCAGGCACAGGACCUGCAGAGUUGAAAGGGCAUGGAGAGACUCCACCUCUUCAUGGGGCAACAGCACGGUCACAUUGCAGAAGAGCACGUGGGAUGAGAGAUACGGUUAUGGCUGUCUUUGGAAAAUAAAAUCUGCCAUAAUUGGCCCAUGGACCAUCCAUUCUUUAGACAUUUAUUGACCAUCUUCUAUUUACCAAAUACCCUGCUGCAGGUUCUGAUACAAAAUUGAAGGGUUCCUGCCCUUAAGGAGGUACUGUCUCAUGGGAGGUUAAUGAAUUAUUUUAAAACGACACUAUGAUGGAUUUUUUUGCUAAUAAAAUUUAGAACAGUGAACAAGUCAAGCAAGUCAGUGGAGACAUAAUUUAAUAUUUAUUUAAAAGAGAAUAUUAUGAUGUCACCAAAGUUAAACAAAUUUGCUUUAAAAUAACAAAUCCCAGAAAUGGCCUAAGAAAGCAAAUGUAUUGUUUCACUAAGCUAAAAGGGAAUUAUAUCCUCAUUUUUUUCACUUUUUUUGAAAGAAAUGUGCUUUUUUCUUUUUUGAAUUUUGCUUUAUUUGUAAUUAUCCAAAAUAGUGUAUUUAAAUACUUAUUUAAAUCUACUAAAUUGUCUCUUUUUUAAAACAUCACUUAUAAUUAAAGAGCAAUAUAAUCAAUACUAACCUUCGGUUCUUCUGAUAUUCCCUACUAAGACCAUGGGCAGCUCAUAAACAAUGUUAUUUUCAAGAUUUAUCUAAUGUAUAUAAACCAAAUUCCACUGAAGUGCUGUUUGCAGCACCGUAGUCCAGUUUAUUUCUCCUCGUAUUAGGCCUGGUAUAGCUAGUAUUGAACAACAGAAUAAUAUCUAAGUUUCUAUCAAGGCCUGGCAAGUGUUGGAAUGUAGAUCAGUCCAUUAAAAAUACUCAUUUUAGCUGAGAAUGUACUUCUGAUUCUAUGGGUAUAUAUUUUGUGAUUGAAUUGGUAGAUUAAACUCUUUUUUGGUUUUGAUUUUUAUUUACCAUUAACAAUUAGCUUGUUGCUAAAAACUGUCUCUAAUGUACAUUUGCAAAUUGUGUAGUUAUCCAAGAAGUAUUUGGACAGAUGUAAGAUUCACAUUAUUUGUGA